AUGAAGCUCGGAUUCUGGCUACUCUUCGCCGAGUCAUGGCAGAGUUGUAGCUUCUUGCUGUCGCUUCCUGUGCGCACUCCACGAGAACAUGCCGGCAAUUUCUGGCGACUACAAUGGAACUCCUCCGAACAAACUGCAGAGGGACUGGUCGACCGGCUUCAAAGACAGAUCGGCGGGGAGGGUCUUCAUUUGCAUCUCAAUCUCGAGUCCAGCAGCUUCGUCAGUGUGACCUCUGGGACAGGUUUCCUUCAACUUGAAGAAGUGCCUGGAGAGUCGAGCUUUGUGCAGUGGGAGGAUCUGGUCGGACAUCUGCAUGGAAACUUGGCAAGCUACCGUCCGGACUUGGCUUUAGAUGUUGAGUUGGAGCCGUUCCUCGCGGGCCGGACGUCAAGCACAGAGGUUGGUCUCUUUCUGCUUGUUUCUCCCACUGCGACGUUGUGGCGAUUUCUGCCUCUGUCAGUGCAGCGGGUUUGGAAGCGGUUUCCAAACUUCAGACUGCAUGUGCUCGUCCACUACCCGGAUGACUGGCAAUCCCGCUUCUGGCGAAGGCACCUGGGUCCUAGCUUUGCUGCCCUGGGCGGCAUUCAUUGGUGCGGUGCCGUGAACCGUUUCCCGGCUUUGAACCCGAAGCUGGUGGAAAGGCGGCCAAUGGAUACCUACUUCAACAAGGUCUUCGCCAUGAUCGCCAUUGCUGAGCAUCAAGGGUUCAGGUGGAUCCUCUCUUUGGAUGACGAUGUUAUCCUGCCGCCCUUCGCUUUGAUGUCCAUGAUGAAGAUCGGGCGAAAAGCAGACGAGGCCAAUUGCUUUACGUCGCUGCCGCUCACACAGAACGGCAUCCCAGCCACCGAGCUGUUUGCGAUGACGUGGCUACAGCCUGAAGACAGGACGAGGUUGUUCCAGUGCUUCUCUAGCUGCUCGGGUCAUUUCUGCAACGAGAAUCGAAGCCUCAUGACUAUGUGUUGGCCAAGUGAGACCGACCAGGGCAUGUCUGUAGGCGUACCAGACCCGUGGAACGAGAUUUCGUGGUACUCUGCAUUGUCGCAACAUUUCGAGCUGCGGUGGUGGAAGAACCACCCGGUGUCCAUGAACAAGACCUGCAUGCUCCAGGCUCUUCUUCAUGGCUUGAAGGAGCUGUUGUUCUAUUGGCUUGCGGAGUUCGAUUCCCUUCAGUUGAUUGUGGACAGCAACUUCAGCUAUCCUUAUUUUGCCAACAACGUGUUUUUGAUCCGCACAGACACAUACCGCGAGGUCGUCGGGCACAGCAAGUGCUGCACCCGCACAGACGAGGUGACGAUGAAUCUUCUGCGGCAUGAGCAGCAAUCGAACCUCUGCUUCGUUCGAGAAUCUUUCGGCAUCCAUCCAGCCUGGGGCAACUUUGGACAGGACAUCAAGCAGGCUGCGGAGGCGGAAGCCAUGUCCUGGCUGAAGAGCAUAGCCGCACCGAUCUUUGCUACCAUGAGAGCAUGA
Molecule: messenger RNA, 1467 nt
Organism: Symbiodinium sp. CCMP2592
Lineage: Eukaryota; Dinophyceae; Suessiales; Symbiodiniaceae
Source: the annotation of a GenBank genome assembly